GCCUCCUCCUCGGGUGAAAGGCUCGCUGCAGAGCCCGGAAGGUCCCUUCGCUCCUUCCCACGUAUCCCCUGUGGGAGAUGCCUGCUCUGCACAGCCGACUGCCGCACCCGUGAGCGAGACGCCACCACCUGCCACUCGGCGGAUCGGACGGAUCGGGACGGCCGUCGCGUGGUGGGGCGAAACGGACCAUUCGGGGAGGCCAAUCGGAGAGGCCGUUGUUGGUAAAGGCGGAGCGGACCGAUCAGGGAGGUUGCCAAGCCGUUGGCUUGUGACAUUGGGGAGCCGCCAUGCUGGCGUCGCUGGGGCGUUCGGCGGGACGGCUGCUGCGGGCCGGCGGCGGCGCGGCCGGGAGGCGGCACGCGGGCGGCGACGUGCACAUCGAGCCGCGAUACCGGCAGUUCCCGGAGCUGACGCGGUUGCAGGUGGUGCGGAGCGAGCUGCUGAGCGGCUUCAUGUGGUUCUGGAUCCUGUGGCACUUCUGGCACAGCUCGGACAGCGUGCUGGGCCAUUUCCCGUACCCCGACUCCUCUGCCUGGACGAAUGAGGAGCUCGGCAUCCCGCCCGACGACGCCGAGUAGGCACCGCUGGCGCAGAGGUCUGUGGAACUGAGGAGGCCCUGGAACUGAUGCUUUGCUCUGCUGUCCCGGUCUCAAUAAAGUGAGCUGUUGACAAA
Centrocercus urophasianus (Greater sage-grouse) is the source of this 673-nucleotide messenger RNA. It is a transcript of the gene NDUFB2, whose product is annotated as NADH:ubiquinone oxidoreductase subunit B2. The record is from RefSeq and is a predicted model, not a curated record. The coding region runs from base 288 to 578 and encodes 96 amino acids. The transcript has 4 exons. Lineage: Eukaryota; Metazoa; Chordata; Aves; Galliformes; Phasianidae. Gene Ontology annotation, cellular component: mitochondrial inner membrane.